AUGUGUGCGAAAUGCAGAACAACUGCGUAUUGCAGCCGCGACUGUCAGAAAGCCGACUGGAAGAUCCACAAGAAGAUCUGCGCCAAACAAGCCAAUGCUCGCGCGGGAGCAGACAACAGUACCUCUGCGCCUGUUCUCAAAGACCUCGAGCAGCACGUUCCCAACCCCUUCACGCGCCUCGACCAAGGAAAAUACCUGCAUGAUCGCCCCAAACAAGACGUCUACAAGCUUCUCAUAGACUCUUUCCGUCCGCGUCAACAGGACGAGAUGCAGUUCGAAAGAAAGACCAGUCCUAAAAGUCUCUACACCGGUGCCUCGUCCGGCAUCGAGCCCUUCAAGAAAUACGUUGCUCAAGCCGAAAAACGCUCAGGCCUGCUGCCUCCCUGGUGGACGUCCGAAACCCAGAGUGAGUGCGAGGCAUUUGGGGAGAGCGGCGCUUGGAACGACCUACGCAAGAAGAUCACAAAGGCAGAUAUAAUUGCGCACUACGGCGACGAGAAAGCGCCCAUGCAGCUGAGAAUGCUGGCGGAAGCAAUUAUCGGGGCAGGACUCAUGGGCCAGGAUGGUACGAUUAUGCGGAGAAUGCUGUGUCAACAAGAGUCUGGCGGGCUACCAGACUGA
Molecule: messenger RNA, 621 nt
Organism: Exserohilum turcica Et28A
Lineage: Eukaryota; Fungi; Ascomycota; Dothideomycetes; Pleosporales; Pleosporaceae
Exons: 1
Coding region: 1-621 (206 amino acids)
Source: RefSeq, a predicted model, not a curated record